Drosophila bipectinata is the source of this 2054-nucleotide messenger RNA. Its product is annotated as serine/arginine-rich splicing factor 4. Lineage: Eukaryota; Metazoa; Arthropoda; Insecta; Diptera; Drosophilidae. The record is from RefSeq and is a predicted model, not a curated record.
CGAAGUACUUUCAUCUCUAGCCUCAUCUUGCGUUGAAUUCUUUGUCAGACAGACUGCGAUUAAAAUCUGAAUUUACGCCUAUAAAACAUAUCCAAACGAAAAUUAACCAACGAAAGUACAACGUUCGAAGGAUAAAUCUCGCGUCGUUAUAAAAUUCAUUAGGUAAAAACUGAAGACUCUUCAAGGAUAAUCGAUUGCAAUUUUCGCUUGCCAAUUUGGAGGAUUUCUUGCCACCCCCAUCAUAAAUAUAAAAAGCGACGCAACGACGCAAAAGGAACUUUCAAUUUGCAAACGCAGUUUCAACCGACUCAGUCAACCAGUUCAACUGACCAGAAAAUAAUAGAAGUAAACCAAGUUUACCGGAUCAUUUAGAAAACAACAGGAAAAAAAACAAGAAAAUAAUGGUGGCUACCGGAAUUUCUCUGAACGAUCGCUUUACCCAGAUGCAGUCGCAGUCCAAGCAACGACAGCAGCAAGGACGUGGACGCAGUCGUUCCCGUAGCAGGAGCCGCCGCAUUGUGGAUAGCCGGGCCGGAAAUACGUCUAUCUCGGCGGCCAAUUCCCGGUUGCUCCAGGAGUUCAAGCGUCGGCAUACCGUACAAACGGCACUCAAACUCAAGCGCAGAAGCUUACGGAACGCGAGCGGACGAGGACCCCGCGUCGGCGGCGUCAAGUCCCUUCGUCUGGCGCCCAAUGGAAAACCCGUGCGGUCGAACAACGUGACCCGAUUAGCAACGAUGCGUGCCGAUCUCGUGGCCAACAAUCGUGGCAGCAACGUACGCCGUUAUUCGGGUUCACAGGCGGGCGGACUUCGUCAGCGGCUGGGCAACCGACGCCCGUCCGUCGGCGGUGCCGCCGAGCGCGUAGAGCGCCGCCAGCGUCAGCAGCAGCAGCAACAACGCGGACGCUCUCGUUCCCGUUCCCGAUCCCGAUCUCGCUUGCCCCCUGUGCAGCGCAUGGAAAGAGGACGCUCUCAGAGCCGUGGACGCUCUCAGAGCCGUGGACCCCCUCAGAGUCGUGGACGCAGCGUGGGACGCUCCCAGAGCCGCAAUCGAGGACGUGAUCGCUCCGCCCAAGGACGACUUCCGGUCAAGCAGCGCCUAUCGGUGAAGCAUCGCUUAGGCGUGCGUCCAGGCCAAGACAACCAAGCCAAGAAGCGUCAGGGCCGUGGCUCGAGCCAGAUUCGUGGCGUAGCCGGUGGGCGCGUGGAAAAGCGUCGCAAUGCACAGAACGCCCAGAAAAAGGGAAUUUCAGCUUCGCUUGCCGGAGGAAGGGGACGUCCUCGUGGAAGAUCUGCUGUUCGGGAUGCUGCUGCUGCUGGACGAGCUGCAUCUGGCUCUGCUUCAAGGCCUGCGCGUCGCUCGCGCUCCCGCAACCGCGCCGCCGACGGGGCUGCUGCCGCUACAACCGCUCAGGGUCGGGGCAAUCCUCGCCAGCGUCGUGGACGCAGUGCAGGCGCUGUCAAGGGAAACAACAACAGAAAUGGUAACAACAAAAACGCCAAGGGAAAGGCAGCGAAUGGCGCCAAACAGGGGCCGGGACAACAGCAACAGGCUCGUCGGGGACGCAGUCGUAGUCGUACUGUUCGAAAGCCCGCAGGAAAACAGCAGCGCCCAGAAGUGAAACGCGAGGCUCUGGAUAAGGAGUUGGAUCAGUAUAUGUCCACCACAAAGUCUGAGAUGGACUACUUGCUAAAGUAGACACAGAUCGGUUGGACCAAAGCAAAAUACAUUUAGAAGAAAUUAAAAAAGAGAAGCGUGCUACCACCGGCUAUAGGCAGAUAAGUUUCUCUUAGGACACUGAAGGACACUAAGAUGUCGCCUAGUUGAUAAUUAGUUGUAAGAAGUUUAUCAUCACUACGUUUAUAAAGCGCAUCGGGGCGCGCAUAUCCAUGUCUCGCAAGAAGAUAACAUAACCAACAUGUUAUUUUGUAAAUAUAUAUGUGGCAAGUUCUUAAAUUUUAAGUUUACCCCAAAAAUAUUUGCUUGAUCAAUGAAAAUGUUAAUCUUAACUUUGAAAUACAUAUUAAUCAUUGCUCAAAUAGUAAAACAAAA